UUAAUUACAAUAGGUCUGGCAUAAGAUUGUGUGUACCACGUUCUCGUACAUCUAGGUACAGGCACUUUUAUUCCGAAUUCUAUUUUUAAUAAGCAGGUAAUUUGCCAAUAAUUGUGUUUAUUUUUAACUUCUUUUUUGUGUGAAGUUUUUAUUGGGACAUAUUUUUUGUGUAUUUGUCUGUGGUGUGCUCUGUAUUUUUGUGUUUUUACUGUUUUCUAGGCCAAAAAAGGAAAGCAAUUUUCGGAGUGUUACAAAUUGGACGAAUAAAUAAAUAUAUCUUACAUAUAUCUUAUACUACUAGGCCUUGGUCUAGCCUAGUAGUAGUACCCAAGGCUAGCCUAUGGCUAGCCUAGGCCUAGGUAGGCUAGGCCCGAGUCUAGGCUAGCUAGGCCUAGUAGGCCUAGCUAGUUAGGGCCUAGGCCUAGCUAGUUAGGAGCCUAGGCCUCGAGGCCAAGGCCUAGCCUAAGCCUUGCGUAAAAAAAGAUAAGCCAUUGUUAAGUGUUAUGUUUCCAUUUCCAAUUAAAGCAUUUGUUAAGUCUUACCUAGUUUAAAUGUAGGCCAACACUCAGAUUUUUUUUUAGUGUUGACGUUAAUUUCGCGGGAAUUUACGUAUGUUGACGCAAAUUUACCUACAUUGACGCAGAUUGUUAUGGUUUGACGUAAAAUGACGCGAUACUACCUUCAAAAAAAGUUUCCCUAUGCUGAAAAUGGAAGAGCCAAGGCUACGUCACUGUUUUGCAAAGCCUGGCUGCUUUGCAAAGCGUGGCUGACUUACGUCUCGCUGCCGGUCUGCAGCAGGAUCUCUAUCUCGCAUGGCGCCCAUGGCGAUUUCACUUUUUCGAUCGCAGUUAUCUAUCUUGCGCCGUGUCAACAAAAAUAGAGAGGAACCCCGAGGUCACCAUUCAGAUCAGUCAUUUCAAACUUCGUGAUGGUGUGCUGGAAAAUGUAAGGGGGUCAUCCCUUCCUCUAAAAGUCAAUCCUUCUAUAGAAAUGGAGGAGCUCUUAAGAAAGGGCGCCGAGAAAAUGAUCAAGUUCAACAAAGACUAAAUCUGCUUUCCACCAGAGGCUUUUAUGUUAUUGUACCCAGACAAAAGUGAGGUUCAUUUUUUACCAGGCAGUGAGGAUGAAAUAUUUUCAUUACAGAGAUACAAGGAGGAGCUGGGGAAAACAUACCAAAGAAUUUCAUUGUAUGUGUGCCUCAAAACCGAUUACAAUAAGUCAGUUUUUCAAGAUCUUUUGUCAGACAAUGAAAGUGAUUUUGAGUGUAAAGAAGAGCUUGAUACAAAUCUAUCUGCUACAAACCAGCCUACUAGAAACCACCUUGCCAGAAACUGUUCUGCUAUCAACCAGUCUGCUACAAGCAAUUCUGUCGAAAACCUGUCUGCUUCAAGUCAGCCUGCUACGAGCCAUCUUUCUAGAAAUCAGCCUGCUACAAGUCAGCCUGCUACAAGCCAUCUCUCAAGAAACCAACCUGUUACAAGUCAGCCUGCUACAAGCCAUCCUUCAAGAAACCAGCCUGCUACAUGUCAGUCUGCUACAGCUCAGUAUGAUACUAUUACUAGCCAAUCUGCAACAGAUCAGCCUGCCAUAAGCCAACCUGUCCUAAGCCAAUCUGAAGAUGAUGCCAUUGUGCCUAGCCCCGUGCAGCUCUCUGUAAAAGAAAUGGCACUCCACAGAAGCAAUGUUAUGAAAGACAUGAUUGAUGAAUUUAAAGAAGAUGGUAUUUUGAACUGUACCGUGAAUAUAAUGUUUCUUAAUGAUCGUGGAGAAGCUGAGGAGGGAAGAGGAUCUGGCGUAACCAGGGAAGCACUGAGCAUUUUCUGGCGCGAAUUUUUCACUUCACUUGCUGUUGGUGCUGCGGAAAAGGUUCCCUCCAUUAGACAUGAUUAUCAGAAAAAAGAGUGGCAGAGUGUUGCAAAUGUUCUAGUGUUUGGUUUUUUAGCAGAAAAGUUCUUUCCUUUGCAACUUUCAAAGGCCUUUAUUGCUUCCUGUCUAUUUGGAGAGUUUUGUAUAUAA
Molecule: messenger RNA, 2016 nt
Organism: Anneissia japonica
Lineage: Eukaryota; Metazoa; Echinodermata; Crinoidea; Comatulida; Comatulidae
Exons: 4
Coding region: 1072-2016 (314 amino acids)
Source: RefSeq, a predicted model, not a curated record